Molecule: messenger RNA, 312 nt
Organism: Penicillium argentinense
Lineage: Eukaryota; Fungi; Ascomycota; Eurotiomycetes; Eurotiales; Aspergillaceae
Product: COX assembly mitochondrial protein
Exons: 2
Coding region: 1-312 (103 amino acids)
Cellular component (GO): mitochondrion
Source: RefSeq, a predicted model, not a curated record
AUGCAUUCUCACCUGCACACUCCCUAUAACGUCAAUUGUGAGGAGGUAAUGACGGCCCUCGAUGAAUGCCACGCACGCGGAUUCCUCUACAAAGCUGUUGGCAACUGCAACGACAUCAAGCGCGAAGUCAACAAAUGUCUCUCUGCCGAGCGAGCCGACCGGGCGAAGCGCAACCGGGACGAUGCGCGAAACAAGCGCGCGCGGAUUGAGGAGAUCUGGGCUCGUGAGCGGGGACAGGAUCGUGCUUCCACUUCUGCUGAUGCUGGUUCUGGUGCUGCUGCCAAUGCAGAGAGCUCGGGAGCCAAGCAAUGA